Messenger RNA from Gossypium arboreum, 1582 nucleotides. Its product is annotated as soluble inorganic pyrophosphatase 6, chloroplastic-like. Gene Ontology annotation, molecular function: magnesium ion binding; inorganic diphosphate phosphatase activity. The transcript has 6 exons. Bases 156 to 1049 code for a protein of 297 amino acids. The record is from RefSeq and is a predicted model, not a curated record. NCBI's taxonomy places the organism in Eukaryota, Viridiplantae, Streptophyta, Magnoliopsida, Malvales, Malvaceae. Gene Ontology annotation, cellular component: cytoplasm. Gene Ontology annotation, biological process: phosphate-containing compound metabolic process.
AUGAUGCAAUUUACCUUAAAAAAUUGAAGGGGAAAAAUAGGAAAAGAGAAGGAUAUAGGAAGGAAUUGGAAAAGUAAGGUAAGCCAGUGAAUGUAAACCACCAAACUUCCAAAUACUCCCGACCCGACAGUCCACCACCAAAAGAUAAAUCAGCCAUGGCAGCAGCAGCAGCAGCUAGAAUGGUAUCCGUCGCCGGAAGUUCCACCGUUGCCUCCUCUUCUUGCUUGCUUCUCAAAGCGCCCUUCGCUUUGAAACACGGCCGUAACGCUCUUAGCUUCAACAACGGCAGACGAUUAUCCAAAAGGUUAUUUUCUUGCAAUGCCAUUUAUAAUCCCCAGGUUCAAAUCAAACAUGAAGGUCAACCCGAAACCCUUGACUACAGAGUCUUCUUCGAAGAUACUUCGGGGAAAAAGAUUUCUCCUUGGCAUGAUAUACCAUUGCACUUGGGAGAUGGUGUUUUUAACUUCAUUGUGGAGAUACCCAAAGAGUCAAGUGCAAAAAUGGAGGUUGCUACUGAUGAGCCAUACACUCCCAUUAAGCAGGAUACUAAGAAGGGCAAACUUCGAUAUUACCCCUAUAAUAUAAACUGGAAUUACGGAUUGCUUCCACAAACAUGGGAAGACCCUUCUUUAGCAAACUCUGAAGUUGAAGGAGCAUUUGGUGAUAAUGACCCUGUUGAUGUUGUUGAGAUCGGUGAAACCCGGAGAAAGAUAGGUGAUAUUCUGAAGGUCAAGCCUUUGGCUGCAUUAGCCAUGAUUGAUGAAGGGGAACUUGACUGGAAAAUAGUUGCUAUCUCAUUAGAUGAUCCAAGGGCUUCCCUUGUCAACGAUGUCGAUGAUGUUGAGAAGCAUUUCCCGGGGACACUAACAGCAAUCAGGGAUUGGUUUCGAGACUACAAGAUCCCUGAUGGAAAACCAGCAAACAAGUUUGGUCUUGGCAACAAGGCAGCAAACAAGGAAUAUGCUCUGAAGGUCAUUACAGAGACCAACGAGUCUUGGGCCAAACUUGUCAAAAGAUCAAUUCCUGCUGGAGAGCUUUCACUUGCAUGAAGGCUACCAGGAGCACUGGGAGAACUGCAAUGGUUUCAAUUUGUAGUUCUUUUUUUUUUUUGGGAGGGGGGGGUGGGUUGGUUGGAGAAAUUAGAGAACUCUUUUAAUUGGAAUAGCAUUUCACCAUUCACAUGGUUGGUCUGAAGUGAAUAAAAGAAAAAGGCAUGCGAGUUUUUCAAGCUUAUCAGGCCCCUUUAAUAAUUCUAAACUUGAACAGCUAUUGAAAUAGGCAACCAAACUCUACACACGGGGUUCAUCUUUUCAGACUGCCACGGAAAUUCCCAUGGUUGGUAACCGUAUUUUGCAUAUAUAUUGCAUUAAAACGUUCAAGUCCAAAUACAAUGACGACCAUAAGUAGAAAAACUCGAGUUCUUAUUGGCAAAACAUCACAUUAUGCCCAUGUCCUAUACACACAACUAGGAUAACUGUUAUAAUACGAUUCACUCCGAAGAAUUUGCAGGAAUAAACUUGAGUGAUAUGCUAUUGACACAAUGGCGCUCAUCGGUGGGUGUUGGAAACCCUUCACCUUUAAA